This is a messenger RNA of Grus americana (Whooping crane), 6317 nucleotides long. RefSeq names its product diaphanous related formin 3 (gene DIAPH3). Gene Ontology annotation, molecular function: microtubule binding; actin binding; small GTPase binding. Bases 260 to 3838 code for a protein of 1192 amino acids. Gene Ontology annotation, cellular component: actin filament; cytoplasm. The transcript is spliced from 28 exons. Gene Ontology annotation, biological process: actin cytoskeleton organization; actin filament polymerization. The record is from RefSeq and is a predicted model, not a curated record. Lineage: Eukaryota; Metazoa; Chordata; Aves; Gruiformes; Gruidae.
UCCGGCGUGGCGGUGCCGCGGCUGAGGACGUGUGGCCGCCGCUGCCGGGAUUAGAGGCUCCUCGUUAAUCCUUUGCCGCAUUGAGGCGGCGGCUUUAGCCCUGAGCCCCCCUCCCUCCCCCGCGGCGCCCUGCCCGGCCGAGCCCAGCUAAGUCGCGCUAAUCGCAGGCGCCUAGCUCGGCCAGGGCCGCCGGGCCUGGGCCCGAUCACGGGCAGCGGUCUCCCCUCAUCUCCCCUCCGCACCUCUCUCCGGCGCGGCCAUGGAGCCGCGGCGGCCGCGACCGCGUUACUGCGCCCCCUCCUCGCCGCCGGGUCGCGGCGGGCGGGAGAACAAGGGGCUCCGUCGAAAAGGCCCGCCGGGGGCCGGGAGCGCCGGGGGCCCCGAGGAGACGGCGGACGGCAGGAAACCCAAAUUCCACUUAAAUAUCAAGACACUGACAGAUGAUGUGUUGGAUAGAUUUGCCAGUAUAAGAAUUCCAGGAAGUAAAAAGGAAAGACCUCCUCUGCCACAUAUGAAACAGUCACAUUCUACAGAUUGGUCAUCCACACCUAUGGAUGCGGAGGAUUUUGCUCCAAAACCCCUGUCGGAAAGAGAAGUCAUAGCACUGUUUGAAAAAAUGAUGGAAGAUAUGAAUUUAAAUGAAGACAAGAAGAUGCCAUUGAGAGAAAAGGAUUUUAAUACCAAAAAAGAAAUGGUGAUGCAAUAUAUUAGCACUGCUUCGAAGUCUGGAAGUCUCAAGAACAGACGGAAGAUUUCACCCCAAGAGUUUAUUCAGGAAUUAAAAUUUGGGUCAACAGAUGAAAGACUAGUCACUUGCUUAGAAUCUCUCCGUGUGUCCUUGACUAGUAAUCCUGUCAGCUGGGUUGAGAACUUCGGCCGAGAAGGUCUGGGGCUGCUGUUGGAUGUUUUGGAAAGACUGGUUGAGACAAAACACCAGGACAAAGUUGUGAAGAGGAGUCAGCAUAAGGUUAUACAGUGUUUGAGAGCCUUCAUGAAUAAUAAGUAUGGAUUGGAAAGAAUUUUGGGAGAAGAGAGAAGCCUUUUGUUGCUGAUCAAAGCAAUUGAUCCCAAGCAAACUAACAUGAUGACGGAUAUAGUUAAACUCCUUUCUGCAAUGUGCAUUGUUGGAGAAGAAAACAUCCUUGAAAAAAUUUUGGAAGCUGUAACAGCAGCAGCAGAGGAAAGGAAUGUUGAUAGAUUCUCUCCUAUUGUAGAAGGUCUUCAGGAUAGCUCAGUUCAGCUGCAAGUAGCUUGCAUGCAGCUCAUCAAUGCUCUUGUUACAUCUCCUGAUGACUUGGAUUUUAGGCUUCACAUCAGAAACGAAUUUAUGCGCAGUGGAUUGAAAGAGAUAUUGCCACAAUUGAAAUGUAUAAAGAAUGAAGCACUAGACAUUCAGCUGAAAGUGUUCAAUGAGCAUAAGGAAGAAGACAUGAUCGAGUUCUCUCAUCGUUUAGAAGACAUUAGAUCUGAACUAGAUGAAGUAAAUGAUGUUUACAACAUGGUGUGGAAUACAGUUAAGGACACUAGCGCUGAAGGAUAUUUUCUUUCUAUUCUCCAACAUCUUCUGUUGAUAAGAAACGAUUAUUUUAUACGUCCACAGUAUUUCAAAUUAAUUGAAGAGUGUGUGUCCCAGAUAGUGUUACAUCGAAAUGGAACAGACCCAGAUUUCACGUACCGUAAAAGAUUAGAUAUAAACUUCAGCCACUUAGUAGAUAUUUGUGUAGAUAAAGCAAGAUUAGAAGAAUGUGAAGAGAGGGCUUCUGAACUUUCCAGAAAAUUUGAAAAAGAUUUUGUAGUUCAUCAGGAGACCCAGGCCCUGCUGCAAAAAAAAGAAGAAAGAAUCAAUGAACUUGAAGCAGAAUUACAAGCUUUUAAAUCACAGUAUGGCUCCUUGCCACCUGGUUUUCUGCCAUCAACACGUGGAGAUGCAUCAGUUGUUCCACUGGAAGCUGCAGGACCACAUCGAGUGCUGCCGCCUCCUCCUCCUCCACCACUGCCUUCUAAUGGAGCAAUCCCACCACCACCGCCUCCCCCUCCUCCUCCACCACUUCUGAAUGGCUUGGGAAUUCCUCUGGCUUUUGGUGGUGCUCCUCCACCACCACCUCUACCAGGCUUGCUUGGAGCACAGUGGUCUCCACCUUCAUGUACUUUGCCGUUUGGAAUGAAGCCUAAAAAAGAAUUCAGACCUGAGGUUACCAUGAAAAGGCUCAACUGGUCCAAGAUCAGACCUCAGGAAAUGACAGAAUCCUGUUUUUGGGUUAAGGCGGAAGAGGACAAGUAUGAGAAUGCUGACAUGCUUUGCAAAUUGGAACUUACAUUUUGUUGUCAAAAAAGGGUAAAAAAAGAGGAGGAGGAUUUUGAAGAAAAGAAAUCCAUUAAGAAACGAAUCAAAGAAUUAAAAGUUUUGGAUCCAAAGAUUGCACAGAAUCUGUCAAUUUUCCUUGGCUCUUUCCGAGUGCCUUAUGAGGAAAUCAAAAUGAUGAUAUUGGAAGUAGAUGAAACACAGCUGUCAGAGUCCAUGAUUCAGAAUUUAAUAAAACAUCUUCCUGAACAAGAACAAUUGAAUGCAUUAUCCAAGUUCAAGAGCGAGUAUAAUAAUUUGUCUGAGCCGGAGCAGUUUGGAGUUGUGAUGAGCAACGUGAAGAGACUGCGGCCACGGCUCAGUGCUAUUCUUUUUAAACUUCAGUUUGAGGAGCAGGUGAACAACAUCAAACCUGACAUCAUGGCUGUCAGUGCUGCCUGUGAAGAGAUAAAGAAGAGUAAAAGCUUUAGCAAGCUGCUGGAACUAGUAUUGUUAAUGGGAAACUACAUGAAUGCAGGUUCUCGGAAUGCACAGACCUUUGGAUAUAAUCUCAGCUCCCUAUGUAAACUGAAGGACACAAAGUCGGCAGAUCAAAAAACAACAUUGCUCCACUUUCUUGUUGAAGUGUGUGAAGAAAGCUAUCAAGAUGUCCUGAAUUUUGUUGAGGAUUUUCAGCAUUUAGAUAAAGCUAGUAAAGUCUCAGCAGAAAACCUGGAGAAGAGCCUGAAGCAUAUGGAGAGGCAACUCCAACAGCUUGAGAAGGAUUUGCAGACUUUUCCAGUUCCUGAAGAUAAGCACGAUAAGUUUGUAGCAAAAAUGUCAAGCUUUCUAGUUCAUGCCAAAGAAGAUUUUCAGAAACUUUCAAGGAUGCAUGAGAACAUGGAAAAACUCUAUCAGAACGUGAUGCGAUAUUAUGCCAUUGAUCUGAAGAAAGUUUCAGUGGAGGAGUUUUUAACGGACUUAAACAACUUCAGGACAAUGUUCAUGCAAGCAGUAAAGGAGAAUAUGAGAAGAAGGGAAGCAGAAGAAAAACAGAGACGUGCUAAAAUAGCUAAGGAGAAAGCAGAAAAAGAAAAACAAGAGAGGCAACAAAAGAAAAAGCGCUUGUUAGAAAUGAAAACAGAAGGUGAGGAGACUGGAGUGAUGGAUAGCCUGUUGGAGGCCUUGCAAUCAGGUGCAGCUUUUCGAGACCGAAGGAAAAGGAUACCAAGGUCUAAAGACAUACCACAAAAUCUCAGUCCAGCCACACAGCGGCCUGUGCUGAAAGCUUGUAACCAUGAGAACCAGAAAGGACAACUAGAGAAGUCAUGUUCGCACCACAGUAUCAGUUUAAACUUGACAAGAAGCCCAGUCACCAAAGAGGUUACUUAUGAUGUGGAAGCAAGUUCGACGGCGUGGAACAAGGCUGUUGGGAGAAAGGAAGCCUGUCAUGGAGAAGGCAACAAAGAAAAGAAAAUAGAUCGUAUUGGGUCUCCUUCUAAGGGAGAAGCCAUUCCAGAAGUAGAAGCUCUCCUGGCAAGACUGCGAGCAUUAUAGAAUAAUCAUAUAAAGGAUUAAAUCAAAGCUUAAAACCAAUCUGUAAUAGCCUACAUCUUUAAAGAAACACUGCUUUUCUAUUACUGACGUUACAUACGUCUGAGUUCCUAACUUCUGUAUGGAUGAAUGAUCUACUUCUAAACUGUUUGUUUGCAAGACUGUACAAAAUGAUACUGUAGUUUUGCAUAACUGCAAGAUGAUUUUUAUUUUAUGUUUUUACCUACUGAGCGUACAAAAAAUAUCAGAAGAAAAUAGAUACUAAAUUAUUCUGAGGCACAAUCCUUUUAGUGGACAAACUGCUGACCACAUGUUUUGAGAGCUCAAAAUAGGAAUAUCUUUUAAAUAUUGUUAAAUCAUCAUGCCUAGGAAUAAGGGUCAGUAAAUGACAGAAAAGGUAUUCUUAUAUUUUCUACUGCAAUUUCUAUACUUAAGAGGUUUUAGCACCUAAAAAGUAGUAUUAUAACAUCCUUUGCAAUUAUAUUAAUAGGAAAUAUGUAUCAUAUAAAUCAGCCAUAUUCCAGUUUGAGUUCAUCAAAGAGCACCAAAGCUUGCUGAAUUAUAUAUAUAUUUACAAAACAGAGAUCCAUGGACAGUAAACAAAAAUUCUAUGCAAAUAAUAUACAUUAUGUGUGAUUAAUAUAUCACUGCUAUUAAGCUUAGUUAUUACUAUUAUAUCAAAAUAAUAUAUGCAAUUUCUGUGGUUGCAAGGUUUUGCAAUUGUGUCCAUAGUGGGGGGAAAAUGUCUUCACAGUUAUUUACAUGUGUAAUAUUUUAUCUUUUCACAUGUGAGUUAAUAUGUUUCCGUAAAAAGAACACAUAAUGGAAAAGGUUUUUACAAUUUUUUUUCACAAACUCAUUUUCCAGUAGCCCGUAAAGUCUUAUUUGCUGGCACAAUAGGAAUCUUGCACAUAAUUGCAUCUCUUUUAUCGCACUGUCAUUGUACAUUGUUACAUGUUCACUAUCGUAUUUAUUAAUUGCACAUCAUAAAGAAUCGCUACCUAUGUUACCAAGUAGGAAGCUACUAUUAGUGUCUUUGGUCCAUUAUUUAAAGCUUCCUUAUUAUAAGAAUGUAUUAGGUAUCUAAUAUCUUUCUUCUAACGUACUCUAUUUUUCUUUACAAAAUGCUGAAAAAUAUGUCUUUCAAUAAGAGUCAGUUACAUGAAACCAGUGUUUCAAUGCUCCAGUGCUUUUUAUGUCCUUGUUUAAGUUGCCUUCGUACUUCCUGCACUAAACAUUAAUAAAGUUAAUUAGAACUUGGAAACUGGGCCUGUUUAGACAUACUGCAUGGAGGGUUUUUCAGCCGUCAUAGAAUCCAUCUCAUGUUUCUGAGGCUGUUGUAACUGUCAUUAUACACUCUAAUUACAUUUCCUGCCUUAGCUGAUAAAAAUAAGAGGUGUAAACAGAAGUCAAGGAAAGAUAUAGAGAAAGCCUAUCAGGCAGUCAUUUCUUCAGCUGUCCUUGCAAACAACGGGCAAAGCUGUCAUGCAAGGCUGCCUUUGGUAACUUGAAAUUGCAUAGGGUAACCAUGGAAUUGGGGCUUAAUGCAUCUGUAGUGGAUAACUUGAGAUACAGCUUCUAGUAGUUGUUCCACUAAGGUCUUCUGCACCUCCACUGUUAAAACUUACUACCCCUGUUGACAGGGUGCAGUACAAAUUACUGUCUGCAAACUACAAUACGCUUGGCUAAAUAAAAUGGGGUCUCAAACACAAAGAAAAUACACGUUGAAGAAAAAAAAUAUUAACCAUUCACUGGAUAUCUUCAAUUGCUGAGGACGUGCUAAAAUAAAAGGACUAGGAGUAAAGAACUGUUUCUGAAAUAUUAGCUGGAUGACCUACCAAGUGAAAGUGGAAGUACAAAUUAAUUUUCCUGAACACAGUAAAGUUGUUCACUUGAAUUAGUGGGUAAUAGUCCACAACAGAAACCUGACAGUUCUGGACACUACUGUGUAGUUUAUCAAGCAAAGAAAAGUUACAAAACUAUCUAUCCGCUGAAAUUCUCAAUUAACAAAAUGCUACUAGCAGCUUAGCAUCUUCUGAUUGUAAAAUAAAUAUUUACAUUUAAAAUUAUAGAACUUAAGCUACCUUUUCUUACAGUUUGAGAAGCUUUUAGAAAUGUAUUCCAGGGCUUUUAGUCCUUCUAAGAUACCAUGUUUCUGAAUUAAUCCUUUCAAGCAGCCAUCAAGUUAAUUCAUAGUUUCUUUUGUAUAACUCAGAGAACAAAAAAAGCUAUACAACUUCUUAGAAUCCAUGCAAAUACAGUAUAUAAUUUUUCCCCUUCAGUAUUUCUUUGUACCAUCAUAAUUUGAUGUAUUCAGAGUUCAAGUACACAGUCCAGUUGAAAUACACAGUAAGUUUUCUUUCUACAUUUCAUCUUUCUUUAACUUCCCCUAGAAGCAAAUACACGUGUCAUUUUUACAGCAAAAAAUGCUUGUAUUGCCUAAAGAGUUCAGGUAAAAAUAACUUUGAAAGUAUUAUGUCUG